This is a messenger RNA of Histoplasma mississippiense, 276 nucleotides long. RefSeq lists its product with no specific name. The transcript has 2 exons. The coding region runs from base 1 to 276 and encodes 91 amino acids. The record is from RefSeq and is a predicted model, not a curated record. Lineage: Eukaryota; Fungi; Ascomycota; Eurotiomycetes; Onygenales; Ajellomycetaceae.
AUGAGAGUAGCCAUUCAGCUAAGACUCAAUGCAAAAAAAGCUACUGGUACCAGCACCGGAAAGGGUGGGGCUGAAGGAACACAAAACCGGAAGCAAUAUUUUGAUGAUGAUCUUUUAGGGCGGAAGAAAUGCAUCCAAGACACAACAGCCAAUAAAGCCCAGAAACUCAGUCAUCGGAGGCGGUUUAGCUUUGGUACUCAUAUUACGAUUCAGGCUGUGUUCAUCGCCGAACUCUCCUUUUUAUCCGGGAAAUUUAUCGAGAGCUUACAAUGCUGA